CUUUCCUGCUGUCACUUUCUUUCAAGUCAAAACCGCAACCGAACCAAAACACGUUUCCGUGUUGUUCGUGCCGAAAUUCGGCCUUUUCAAGUGAUUUUCUUCCGGUAAAUUUGUGCGUAGAUCCCCGACCAUCAUGACUGCCCGUUCCAAAUCCCGGCGGGACAAGAAUAACCGCAUCCGCCGCGCCAAAAACAAGGUCAAAGAGCUGAAAAAACUUAAGAAAACCCUCGGCCUCAUCGACGAAGAUGGGAUGGAUAUUAUGGAAAAAGUGAAGGACAUUACCGAACAGCAAAAGAAGAAGGAGGAAGAGGAAAAAAUCAAGCAGGAAGCAAUGGAAGAAAUUAUACGCAAGGAAACCAACGAGCUCGGCCUGGAGACGGAAGAGUACGUUGAAGUAGAACAUCAGGAAUCAAAAGUAAAACACAAGUACAACGCCAAAACGAAACGCGAUCAGUUCGGACAGUAUCCGGUGUGGUAUAAUGCCCGCAAGGAACGCAGGAAGCAGCUGUUGAUCGAGGGUAAGAUCAAGAAGAAGCGCGGCCGCCCGGGAAGGAAGACGCACUUUAUCGAUGCCACCUGCAAUUGGAGGGGUUCGGUUUGAGUUUCUCGAGCGAUUCAAACACCACUUUCUUUAAUUGUCUUGGCUAAUUAUUUGGUUUAAGUUUAUUCUUACGCGCUAUUUCUGUAAACUGGAGGAAACACUUAUAAAUAAACAAUGUUUCAAAAAAUCAAA
Molecule: messenger RNA, 733 nt
Organism: Aedes aegypti (yellow fever mosquito)
Lineage: Eukaryota; Metazoa; Arthropoda; Insecta; Diptera; Culicidae
Exons: 2
Coding region: 134-601 (155 amino acids)
Biological process (GO): dendrite extension
Cellular component (GO): nucleolus
Molecular function (GO): RNA binding
Source: RefSeq, a predicted model, not a curated record